CGAUCGUUCUCCUUAUAUCUAGCCUUCGUGUUAAAUAUCAUAAAUUCGCUGCACAGUUCAGCCAGAUCAUGUGAUAUUUUUACCCCCUCCUGCCAUUACAUUCCAUGAUAUUUCACCACGGGAAGGGGUAACAAUAUCGCACGAUCUGGCUGCGCUGAUUAUAAUUCAUUUUCCGUUUUUCACUUUGUCCUGUACUAGCUACUAAGUGCUGAACAUAUUGAAGAUAUCUCAAUAUUUUUUUUCAUUGUGUCCAGAAAUAAUUAAAUCCAUUGCAAGAGAUUCCUCACAAAAUCAUAGAACAUCAAAUUCAGAGAAGUGUUCCAACCAGUGGAGAUUUCAAAAAAACAAAAUGGUUCAAUCAACUUUGUCUUUACCGGUCCAAAAUCUUGUGAAACAAAUAUUCGACAUAAAUAUUAUGAGAGAAAUAUUUAAAGAUUAUGAUUUCGGGCCUCAAGAAAAACAUUACUAUCAAACUAAUUACAUGACAAGUUACUCUACAUCCGAAGACGAAGUUAACAAACUUAAGUAUAAAAUGACGCGAGAGAUACUCGACCGUAACAAUGAUUUUAAUUUGGUCAGCAGAAGAAAUUAUCAAACUCAAAAUUUAUUGGAUGUUUGUUACUCAGAGUUGCAUUCAAAAAUUGACGUUCUCAGCAAAAAUACCGAGAUGUUUGGGUUGAUUCAGACAUAUGUUGCAAACACUCAGUCCCCAUUGCACAGCAAUUAUAAAAUUGACAUCAAUAAUGUUUAUUGUGUACAAAGACACGGUGACGAUGAGAGAUUCGUCGGUGGUAUUGGCAACAAGAAGUUACUGUGGCAUGGGUCUCAGCUGAGUAACAUCGCAACCAUUUUGUCAAGAGGCUUCAAAAUAAAUCCACCGAACACAGAAAAUUCUGGCAAUAUGUUUGGCAAAGGAAUUUAUUUUACCAACACUGUUUCCAAAGCGGCUCGAUACUCCAGGGCUGAUGAUAAACAAUCUCAUGGUAUUAUUUUGCUGUGCACAGUCGCACUGGGCAAUACGAUGGAAUGCUAUGAGGCUUUAAAUACUAUACGCCAAUUACCCCAUGGCAAGCAUUCAAUACAUGGUCGAGGAGACCGGGUUCCAGAUAACAAGUUUACCAAAAUUAUUUCUCCAGAUGUUGAAGUUCCUUGUGGACCAAUUAUUAAAAUUCCUAUUUCAACGGAUCUAAUCCAUGACGAAUUUAUUGUCUACAAUCCUGCGCAGAUUAAAAUUCGUUAUCUUGUAGAUGUUAAGUUCAAAUAUAUUAAUUGAUAAAAAAAAAGACUAAAAAAAUUCAGUAAAAUAUUUUGUGUAAAAAUGAACACAAAUUACGUACUAGAAAUUUUCUAUAUAAAUUUUUUCGAUACUUCAAUAUAAACUAUUAAUUUAAAAUUAUAACCAUUUACUUACGAUUUAAAUCGUAACACAGAUUCUAUUUAAUUUAACCGGUAAUUUCAAAACUAAUUCAUUAUACAUUUAAAUAAUGUAAUUAUUAGGGUUUCUAAUGAGUAAUUUUGUUGUGAAAAUAAUAAUUUUUCAAAAGUUAUAUUAUUUUUUUGAAUUACCGGGUUUUUGAAAUGAACAUUAAGUUUCAUUGUAUUCUUUGAACAAAAUUUGUAUUCUUUUAUUAUUAAACGUUAAUUACUUUCUGAA
Microplitis mediator is the source of this 1654-nucleotide messenger RNA. Its product is annotated as poly [ADP-ribose] polymerase-like. The transcript has 2 exons. NCBI's taxonomy places the organism in Eukaryota, Metazoa, Arthropoda, Insecta, Hymenoptera, Braconidae. Bases 350 to 1273 code for a protein of 307 amino acids. Gene Ontology annotation, molecular function: NAD+ poly-ADP-ribosyltransferase activity. The record is from RefSeq and is a predicted model, not a curated record.